Paramecium primaurelia is the source of this 1155-nucleotide messenger RNA. Lineage: Eukaryota; Ciliophora; Oligohymenophorea; Peniculida; Parameciidae. The record is from the annotation of a GenBank genome assembly.
AUGAUUGCAUUGUCAACUCUAUGUGUUUUGACAGGCUCUUUUGAAAUGUUUUGGAAUCUUAUGGAUUUACUAUAAUAUUUAUCAUACAUAAAAUAUGUAAACAUCUAAUUUCCUACUAAUUUAAAUAUCUAUUUUGAAGUUUUUAAAUUGAUAUCUAUAUAGCCAAUAAUGAAUGCCACUGGAAUAAGUGCUAUUUUUAGUUUAUUAGAUGGAAAUGAAAAUUAAUUUGUGUAAACAUCUGAAAAAUUCCUAACAGAUGAUAUAAAUGGCUAUUUUUAUACAAAUUUUUAAAGUUCUAUAUUUUGCUUUGUUGGCCUUUAUCUUGGUUACUUUUUCGCAAAAUUUAUGACAAAAAUAUUAUAUCGAAUUGGCCCAUAUCAUAUAUCAUUAUCUGGUUAUUAUGCAGGAAAAGUAAUCUAUGUUAUAAGAAAUCUACUUAGAUUAAGCAAAUAAGAGUUUUAUUACAAUGGAAUACUUAGAAUGGUUAUGUCUAAUUAUUAUGACAUAAGCUUUUCUGUUUUUAUUUAGCUUAUCAACUUCAAUACAACAUCAGUAAUAUUGAGCAUUAAUUCUUAUGCUGCUCUACUUGUUUUUUGUUUAUAGAUGGGAUUUUUCGCCUAUAUGUUUACUAAAUAGAUCUCAUUUUCCAAAGAACGCACUGUAUAAAAAAAGGAAUAAUUUUCAGCCCUUUUCGAUGGUAUUUCUGAAUCUUAAAAUAUUUGGGUAACAUAAUAUAAUACAAUUCUACUAUUUAAAAAAUAAAUUUUUAUUUUUUUGAUUGUCUAUAUGGAAUAUAAUGGAACUCUGUAAGCUUUAGUAAUUGCAUUUAGUUAAACAAUAUUUUUAAUUUAUGUUUUUAAACUAAAACCAUUGAGUAACAUAUAUGAGUACUAUAAAAUAUUGGUAGCUGAUUCCUUCUUAGCCUUUAAUACAUUGCUCUUUUUAGUAUAUGCAUAUAGAAGUUAACUUAAUUUGUCAGUUGAUGAUUACUUAUUAAUAGGAUGGUUUCAUAUAGCAAGUUUUAGUUUAAUUUUAGUGUUUUCCCUUUUAUGCGACUUAAAACAAUAAGCUACUCAUAUCUAUAAAAAAAUAGUAGCUCUUAUAAUAAAUAAAGUACCUGAAUAGAAUUAAGGAGCUACAGUAAUAUUUUAUUGA